Molecule: messenger RNA, 966 nt
Organism: Symbiodinium sp. CCMP2456
Lineage: Eukaryota; Dinophyceae; Suessiales; Symbiodiniaceae
Source: the annotation of a GenBank genome assembly
GACCCACUCAAUGGCUCCUUCGUGGCGGCAUUUGCAGACCCGCUGCUCAUCAACAAGCAGCGUGCCACAACCUCGGAUUCAGAUCCUUUGAAUCUUUGCAGAGCAAGGAGGGAAGACGAGAAUGCCCAAUGCAUUUGCAAGCUCAGCGGCGAGAGGCCGCUUAGCGUGCUCGGUCGAAUGGUAGCCAAACUGCCGCAUUCCGGCAAGUCCUUGGCUCUACAGCUCUUUAUGGAGCGCUGCCCCGAGGGCGUUCCGGAUUUUCUGGCCGGUACUCUGGUUCUGAGCUGUCUGUUGGUCAUUGCAGUGACGACUUGGAUGCUGUGGCUGGCCUGGGCAAGUUCGCAGCUAGAACCUUUAGAGCCAGAGCAGCAAGUGAAAGGCCUUGUGAAAGUGAAGACGCCUAUGCAAACUUUCGUCUCCGGAAUUUCCUGGGCCGCUGGCUUCCUCCUUUCCCUCGCUGCAAUGCAGACCGGUGCCCUCACCGUGGUGCGGAAGUCCUGUGAGCAAGAGGUUGGGGUGUGGCUCGUCGCCGCUUGUCCCACUGCUCUCGCUUUGGUGGCCGCGCUGCGGCUCAUGAAUCUCCUGGCAAGGAAGCAGCUGGUGCAUGGGAGUUUGAGUGUGGGUCUGGUCGUGACGGAUCUACCGGAGGAUCGCGGCAUAGAUGCCUUCUUGGUGUGUGCGGUGAUGGUGUACUUCUUCUACAUCCUCUACCUCGUCAGCACCGACUUCCCGACUCUGCUUGUGGCCCUGACCGCCCUCGGCGGCUCUGCAUGGACAGUCCUCAAGACUGUGAGCACCGCGCGCGACAUGGAGCAAAGCCUGGAGACAGUGGAAGUGAGAUCGGUACCCUUUGCGCAGAGCCUAGACAGAGACAAGAAUCGGUUUAUGCUCUUCAUGAUGAUGCUAGUUCCAUUUCGACAAGCUGAUUCAAAGUCCAGACCCGGGAUCCUUGAACCUUGGCAAUAA